CCUCAAACUUUACCUAUAAAUAUUUCCUCUAUUGACCACCAAAACCAAACACAAAAAAUGGAGAACCAAAAAGGGCAAGUAAUUGUGGUCGCAUAUCCAGCUCAAGGCCACAUAAACCCACUCCUCCAAUUUGCCAAACGCUUAGCCUCCAAAGGCCUAAAAACCACCCUAGCCACCACCCCUUACACCAUCAAAUCCAUCUACGCACCCACCGUACGAAUCGAACCCAUCUCCGACGGCUACAAUCAAAGCGGAUUCAACCAAGCACCAAGCCUAGCAGCCUACCUAGACUCAUUCAAAACGGUUGGCUCGAAAACCCUAGCAGAGCUUAUACUGAAGCUCAAUGCCUCAGCAGGCUCACCACCUGUCAGUUGUAUUGUGUAUGAUUCACUGUUUCCAUGGGCACUUGAUGUGGCCAAAGAGUUUAAAAUCUACGGAGCUGUAUUUUUAACCGUCUCAGCUUCUGUCUGCUCCAUGUUCUGGCGUGUCGUAAAUCGCCGUCAGUCGUUGCUUAUGUUGCAAGAAACUGAUGAUGAUCGGGGUUUGGUGAAGAUGCCUGGCCUUCCCCCACUUGCUCCUUCUGAGCUGCCAAGUUUUCUUUCACAGCCUGAGAGUGAGACUCACUCUCCUUAUUUGGCUGUGAUCUUGGAGAAGUUUAGCAAGCUGGAGGAAAAUGAUUGGGUCUUCUGUAAUUCUUUCCAAGAGUUGGAAACUGAGCUGUUGGAUGAAAUGCUGGGUCUAUGGCCCCUGGUGAUGGUGGGGCCCAUGGUGCCAUCAGCCUACCUGGAUCAACAAAUGGAAGGAGACAUAGCUUAUGGAGCAAGUCUCUGGGAGCCAAAAGCAGACCAGUGCAUGAAAUGGCUGGAGGAAAAAGCACUUAAAAGUGUGGUUUAUGUCUCAUUUGGAAGCAUGGCAGAGAUUGCAGCUAAACAGGUUGAAGAAAUUGCUUGGGGAUUGAAAGCAAGUGGUCUGAAUUUCCUGUGGGUCGUGAAAGGUCCUGAGGGAAAAUUGCCAGAUGAGUUUUUGGAGUCAGUAGGUCAAGCUGGAUUGGUUGUGCCAUGGUGCAACCAACUGGAGGUUCUAGGACACCGAUCGGUGGGUUGUUUCGUGACGCAUGGAGGAUGGAAUUCGACAUUGGAAGGGCUGAGCCUAGGCGUACCGAUGGUGGUGAUGCCGCAGUGGAGUGACCAGCCGACUAAUGCAAAAUUCGUGGAGUUGUGGGGGGUUGGAGUGAGAGUUAAGAAAAAUGAAGAGGGGAUCGUGAGUAGGGAUGAGAUAGAGAUGUGUGUGAGGGAAGUCAUGGGAGGAGAGAGAAGUGGGGAGAUCAAAAGGAAUGCCUUGAAAUGGAGAGAGGCUGCAAAGAGAUCUGUUAGUGUAGGGGGAAACUCAGAUGACAACAUCAAUGAAUUUGUAGCCAAGCUUUCAAUGCCGAAAGAAGGCUAAUUAAGCAACAAUAAACUCAAGCAUGGUAGAAACUGAGCUUAUCGACGUUUUACAUUCAUCAUCAUUGUUUACAUAUAACUAUGAAAGAAUGUAUGAGUGUGAAAUCUAUACAUAUGCUUGCCUUUGUAUAA
Molecule: messenger RNA, 1574 nt
Organism: Malus domestica (apple)
Lineage: Eukaryota; Viridiplantae; Streptophyta; Magnoliopsida; Rosales; Rosaceae
Product: UDP-glycosyltransferase 74B1-like
Molecular function (GO): quercetin 7-O-glucosyltransferase activity; quercetin 3-O-glucosyltransferase activity
Source: RefSeq, a predicted model, not a curated record